AUGCUCCCUGCUUUCUUUUUUUGGGUUACGGUCAUCUUUGGCCAACCAAAUAAUAUGCGCGAGAGUGUAGACUCUUCGAUGCAUAGACGAGAUGAUUCUCAGGUAGAGAAAAGAGGCUUUGCCCUUGGUUCACCUUCAAAGUAUAUCCCGACUUACGGCAGUUUGGACACCGAUGUCUUUGAAAUUCCCCCGUAUAUGUUUACGAAUGAAGGCGAAAACGUCACUAGGCCGGCCAUGGACAUGCCAAAAGACGAUGACACUUAUGUGAAUGUGACUGUGAACGGUUCUCAGUUUGGAGAGGAUCCGGCGUGGCUCAACGGAUUCCAACUCGAAAACUUUUCUGUUGACCCACGUGCAUUCAAUCCAUAUUACAUCCUAGCCGGACUCUGCCUUCUGGGUAACGAGAGUGUUAUUUCAACGAAUCUGAAAGUCUCUGUUUUAGAUUCCUUGUUCGAUUCUGGCUACAUUGACACUAGGUCGUUUUCGUAUUCCGUCCAUAAUGCCACGGAUAUCUUAUUCGGCCAAGUUGACCACGGCAAAUACGAGCAGCCUUUGGUGAAGUUCAAGCAUUAUAGUGAAGCCUCUCAGGAUAGUGGUGGAUUAAUUCAUCCAACAUUGCUCAUGGACGGAAUUUCAGGCACGAAUUUCCUGGUUUACAACCCAAUCCCAGUGCAGAUGACUGAUCAGUUGUGGCAGUUACCAUAUCAGUACACUGAGCCAUUGUACGACCACUUUCGUAAAAAUUAUGACAUGGAUUAUGAUGGCUUUUUACCUUGUCUGGCAAAGAAUCUGACUGAGUACAUUUCAUUCUAUUUCAGCGGAGAAGAGUUUCGGGUACCAGUGCCGUAUCUCAUUGGGCAACGCAAUUCCUCUAACGCAUCUACUACAUGCUAUCUCAUUAUUCAUGACACAUAUUCCGAGGAGUACCAAGUCGGCUGGUCACUUUUCUAUGAUAAGUAUGUCGUGGUGGAUUACGACAACGAGGAAAUCGCUUUUGCUCGUAAUGUUUCCGAAUCCAAACCAGAAACGAUCCAAAACAUCUCAACGGGCAUUCCUCUGGCCCGUGCGGCAAAGUACUUCUACUACUCCUCAUUGAAAGAGAAAACUGUAACUCGAAGUGGUCGAACUUAUGUGUCAACAUCACUCCAUCCAACAUACUCCAUGUAUACGGGCGACCACUUUGAUAUCAGUUCUACCAGGUCAUCACAGUCUCGAAGAACAGCAUAUUCGACUAGGUCAACUUCUGACUCAACUGACUCAACUGACUCAACUGACUCAACUGACUCAACUGACUCAACUGAAUCAACUGAAUCAACAACUGACUCAACAACUGAUUCAAUAACUGACUCAACAGACUUAACAACUGAUUCAAUAACUGACUCAGUAGCGUCGGACUCCGCUGGUUCUGUUACUUUCGCUCCCACGGGAUCUGCAGAAUCAACCAGCAGCUCAACAAGUUCCUCUUCUAGUGCAGGAGGAAACUAUCACAAAGCAGCCGGACUUUCUUUUCUUGCCUUAUUACUCAGUGCCUUACCAAUCCUUUAA
This is a messenger RNA of Clavispora lusitaniae ATCC 42720, 1545 nucleotides long. RefSeq lists its product as uncharacterized. NCBI's taxonomy places the organism in Eukaryota, Fungi, Ascomycota, Pichiomycetes, Serinales, Metschnikowiaceae. The record is from RefSeq and is a predicted model, not a curated record.